GGUAUUUACUGGUAUUAAAGAAAUAAGAAUAACUGCUACAGACAGAAGCUCUAAGAUGUUGCACCGACAAUUUCAAUUUACUUGGUGCAUCUGCUUAAUUGUAUUACGCUGUGUACAUACUCAAGAAUUUAAUGGUGAUCGUAUCCAAAUAUCGCCAGCUUAUGCCAUUGCUUCAAAAGCCGAUCUUUUGAACUCAACAACAUGUGGAAAAGAAUUGCAGAAUUUCCGAGACGCUGUUAAUCAACGACUAUUGUGGAGUUUAAAAAUUUUAGAUUCCAAUGGUGGAUAUAAACCAGGUUUUCUUUAUGGAAAUAAUUAUUGGUUAGGCAGUCGUAGUCAAUGUCUCGAUGCGAUGAAUAGGAGACCUCUAAUGAUAUCACCACAGAAAAUAUUAAAUGACAAGCAGUAUCGUGAUCCGCAACAAGAAUUUCCGCCUUUCAAAAUAAAUUACUUUGUCGCUCAUUUUAAACACAAUAGUACUUUUCAAUAUCACAUAAAUUUACUUCGCGAGGACGUGAUAACACUAGGACUCUGUCUGCCAGCAUCGUGCUCUAUAAAUAAUCUAAGUUUUAUUUUGAAAAGAAUAUUAUAUGAUAAAAGCAUCUUAAUGCACGACCUUUAUUUCGCGGAUCUUUAUCUGAUUCAAGUUAAAGAUCUAGAAAACAAUGACGAGUGGCUAUCCGGAGGUGUAUUAAUUUUUAUCUGUGCAUUUUUAGGGCUUUGUUUUAUGACAACAGUCGGAACAAUAUAUGAUAUACUGGUGUAUCAAAAAAAAGUAAAAAAUAAUGAGAAGAACAAAAUUGAUAACAGUAUCAAAAACAUGUAUAAAGGAAAAGAAACAAAAUUAAAUUCACCUUCACAUUCAAAAAAUAUAAUUGGAAAUAUAUUAAUAUGUUUUUCCGCUUACACAAAUACGAAAAAAAUAUUUGAUAUGAAAUUAGAUGACGAAACAAUACUGGUCAUUCAUGGUUUAAAAUUUCUAAAUAUGUUUAUGAUAAUAAUAUUUCACAGCUUUUUUUUUUCAUUAGAUUCUCUCGAUAAUAAGAUAGUGUUGUGGAGAUUUAUUGAGAAUUAUACUGGUCAUUUAUUUGAUGUAUUUAUUGGACUUGUAAGUCCAGUCGAUACUUACUUUUUUUCAAGUGGAUGUUUAGUGACUUAUUUGUAUUUAAAAAAUAAAGUACUAAUUAAACCGAUUCGAUGCAAAGAGAAAUUAACUGAAUUCUGUAUCUAUAUAAUAAUAAGAUUUUUUCGGUUGACACCCGCAUACAUGAUGGUGUUAGGAAUAUUACAAUUAAGCACCGCUUGGUUUGACAAGGUAUCACAGAUUUAUAUGUACGAGAGGUCGCAUGAAACCUGCGCGAAGUACUGGUGGAGAAAUCUAUUAUACAUAAAUAAUUUCUUUGGUGUCGAUGCAAUGUGCAUGAGUUGGAGUUGGUAUCUAGCUAAUGAAAUGCAAUUUUUUGUAAUCGCUGUGGCAAUAUUAAUUUUAUCGACUGUGUACUUUUACGCUGCUGUUAUGAUAUUGGGUGCACUUUUAAUAGGCUCCAUCAUUUUUAGCGGUUAUGUUUCAUACAUUUAUACAUAUGUACCAACAUAUGAUGAAAUGUAUAGACUCCGAGAUAUUUUAUACAUCACACCAUGGGCACGAAUAAAUUCAUAUAUUAUUGGAAUAAUUGCAGGUUAUACAUUAAUAAAAUUAAAUAAUAAUAUGCUGCUAAAAAGAGAAAUUGUAAUUUCGUGUUGGUGCAUCUUUUGUCUUGCUAGCGCUUGUAACGUUUUCGUGUUAUUUUACAAGCGACUCGAAUCCGUUUUAUUUAUUGCUAUCUAUGUUGCUUUUCAUAAAACAGUUUGGGCUAUAGGUAUAGGAUGGAUUGUAAUAGCGUGUUCUACUAAACACGGAGGCAUUAUUAACAAGUUACUAUCGCUUAAAAUCUGGAUCCCUCUUAGCAGACUCACAUAUUGCGUUUACCUUAUACACCCUGUCAUCAUACGAUCGAUUAGAUAUUAUAGUGAAACAUCAAUUCAUUUUGAACUUAUAUCUUGGAUUGUUCUGUGUGUGGGGUACAUUACGAUCAGUUACGUUUGUGCUUAUAUAUUGUCUUUGAUGGUGGAAAUACCUUGUAUCCUGUUAAUGCGAAUGUUUAUACCAUAUCGUAAUAGGAUGCAUAGAAAAGUAUUGUAAUUUUGUAUACAGAUAUAUAAGAUACUAUGUAAUGUCAUAUGCAUGCUAGAAGUCUAGUAUUAUUAAUAUUUUUAAGUUAAGUAUUAUUUAAAUGUUUUAAACGUACGUUUUAGAAAGAAAACUUUAAAACGAAUAUUUUAGGAUUAAGAAAAUGUUAUAUUAAAAAAAAAUUUUUGUAGAUACAAAUAAUGGAAUGAAAAAUUAAAGAAAAUGAGAAACAAGUGCAAUAUGAAACAAAAUAAAUAAUAAUACACGUAAUUGUAAUCCCGAAUAUAUCGUUGCGCGCGAUCGCGGGCGGAAACGAAACAAAUUCCUUCACUUUUAAGAAUCUACAGAACUUUUUUGAAAUUCAGAUAAUAGUAACACAAAAAUAAAACAAGGGCGUUCGUUCUUGCUGGCAACCAGACUUCAACUUUGUUGUUUUAUUUAGUUAAGCUCUUUUUACCUGACAACGUUCUUCUGCCGAAAUUACUGUAUCGAUCGGUCAACACAGAUGAACAGAUCUAACGAGCGCAACAAUAUUAUUGUUCAUAAAAUUUUUAUGUUUAUUAACAUAAUUUUAUUAAGUUAUCGGCAAAUUUAUUAAUUGGAGAUUUGGGUUAACGUUGGUAACGUUAAAAAGAAAGUUUGAACGAAUAAAGCUAUCGAAUCCUAGAAAGAUGCAUUUCACUGAAGAUUGACUACAGACAGAGCCAGCUAAUACAAGUGGAAAAGAUAAACGACUAAUUGUUCUGCAUAUUGUCAAUUCUGCAUACUGCUGGUUUCGUUCUUGAUAGAAUUUUAUGUUUUAAAUUAAAGAAAAAUACGACGGAUUAUCACGAUGAAAUAAAUGGCGACACAUUUAUCGAAUGGUUCAAAAACAUUUUACCAUCGGUUGACGACAAUGUAGUUAUAAUCAUGGAUUUAAGUUCUUGUUACGUCCAGCCUUAUAGGAUUUUACUCUUUAUUCGGUAGGAAGGAUAUUUCGGGAAGAAUGGUUAAGGCAGGGAAGAACAAAACGUGUAGAAUUCCCGUAGGCACACAGUUUAAGAGAGGGUAUGUGCCUCGGGUCGAACGCACUUUUUAUGACUCAAAAAUAUAGGUCAACGU
Messenger RNA from Monomorium pharaonis (pharaoh ant), 3271 nucleotides. Its product is annotated as nose resistant to fluoxetine protein 6-like. The record is from RefSeq and is a predicted model, not a curated record. Gene Ontology annotation, molecular function: acyltransferase activity, transferring groups other than amino-acyl groups. The coding region runs from base 56 to 2182 and encodes 708 amino acids. NCBI's taxonomy places the organism in Eukaryota, Metazoa, Arthropoda, Insecta, Hymenoptera, Formicidae. The transcript is spliced from 13 exons.